AGACCCGGCUUCUGGAGGGGUGAGAGGGGUUCGGUGCUGAGGGGAAGGGGACAGUUGAGGGCCCAGGACCAUGGCCAACAGCGAGCGUACCUUCAUUGCUAUCAAGCCUGAUGGGGUCCAGCGGGGGCUCGUGGGAGAGAUCAUCAAGCGUUUCGAACAGAAGGGAUUCCGUCUUGUUGGUUUGAAAUUUAUGCAGGCUUCAGAGGACCUUCUCAAGGAGCACUACAUCGACCUGAAGGACCGUCCCUUCUUUGCUGGCCUCGUGAAAUACAUGCAUUCAGGACCAGUGGUUGCUAUGGUCUGGGAGGGGCUGAAUGUUGUGAAGACAGGCCGGGUGAUGCUGGGAGAGACCAACCCUGCAGACUCUAAACCUGGGACCAUUCGAGGAGACUUUUGCAUCCAAGUUGGCAGGAACAUCAUUCAUGGCAGCGAUUCUGUGGAGAGUGCAGAGAAGGAGAUCAGCUUGUGGUUUCAGCCUGAGGAGCUGGUGGAUUACAAGAGCUGUGCACAAAACUGGAUCUAUGAGUGACAGAAGGCACCUGCUUUUCCUCUCUACUUACCCCUGUUCUCACAGGCAAGGGACCAGCAACUCUAGACAUUUCUGGAACUUCCUUUGUCCUGGAAGGAGUCUCUGGGAGCUGUGACUCCCUGUGCAGUGUUAAGUGUGUGCCACUGGUGGAUUAAAGUGUUUUAUCUCCAGU
This is a messenger RNA of Peromyscus leucopus (white-footed mouse), 701 nucleotides long. RefSeq names its product nucleoside diphosphate kinase A. Gene Ontology annotation, biological process: GTP biosynthetic process; CTP biosynthetic process; UTP biosynthetic process. Gene Ontology annotation, molecular function: nucleoside diphosphate kinase activity. The transcript is spliced from 5 exons. NCBI's taxonomy places the organism in Eukaryota, Metazoa, Chordata, Mammalia, Rodentia, Cricetidae. Bases 71 to 529 code for a protein of 152 amino acids. The record is from RefSeq and is a predicted model, not a curated record.